AGCUCAUCCAUCUCACAUCCAUUCCAACCCUAAACCAGCACCAAAGGAUGAACCACCUUUCUCAUCCUCCCAUGUUAUCAUGGGUUCUGGUUUUAGCUCUUCUUUCCCAAACCCUAGUUAUCAUACCAGUUAUCUCCACUCUUGAUCAAGACCAAAAGACCUACUACCCAGCUCCAUCAGGUGGCAGCAGCGGUUCUUAUGGGAAUCCAUCUCCACCCCAUAGCUCCGGCGGUGGUGGUCAUCAUCACACUCCUAGCCACUCUAGUCCUAACUGUGGAAACCCUCCUCACAAAACCCCGUCCCAUAAACCUCCAAGCUCCGGUGGAUACACCCCGAAACCUCCUAGUACCGGAGGUGGUGGUGGCAGCUACACCCCUACCCCGACACCUCCAAGUACUGGAGGUGGUGGUGGCGGGUACACCCCUACCCCGACACCUCCAAGUACUGGAGGUGGUGGUGGCGGCGGUUACACACCUACACCUACGGUACCUACACCUACACCCACAGUACCUACACCGACCCCUGAUCCCCCAAGUACCGGAGGUGGUGGUGGAUACACCCCGACCCCUGAUCCUCCAAGUACCGGCGGUGGUGGUGGAUACACCCCGACCCCUGAUCCUCCGAGUUCAGGCGGAGGUGGAUACUACAACCCACCAUCAACUCCCGACGGUGGAAGUCCUCCAUUAGUCGAUACCCCACCCAUCAGUUAUUCCCCACCGGACUACUCACCUCCGAUUAGCUACUCACCGCCAACUGUACCAAUUGACCCGGGAACUCCUACCUUUCCUGGUUCCAACCCACCUUAUACAUGCAUAUAUUGGGGAAAUCAUCCGGAUAUGAUAUGGGGUUUGUUGGGAUGGUGGGGAACCGUCGGAGGAGUUUUUGGAGUGGUUCCGGUUAUAUCACCAUCGUUGAGUUUACAACAAGCCCUUUCGAACAAUCGACUUGAUGGUGUUGGAUCCCUAUAUAGAGAAGGAACGGCUUCACUACUAAACUCCAUGAUCGACAGAAACUUUCCUUUCUCGACUCAACAAGUUAAGGACAGUUUUGUAGCAUCGGUUGUUUCCGACAAGACCGCCUUAAACCAAGCCCAAGUCUUUAAGCUAGCAAAUGAAGGUCGUCUAAAUAAGAAACAUCAUUAGAUGUUUGGUUUCUAAUUAAUUUGUUGUUUGUUUAAUUUACAUUUGGUUUGUUUGCAUGCAUGCAUGGAUAUUUAAUCAGUUUGGUUUGUUUGUUUGUUUGAUGUUGCAUUUUGUGUGUUUUUAUUUAAUUAGUUUGAGAGACUAUGGGUUAUAUCAUGUUAUAAUUGAUAUAUUAAGACUAAUAUUUAAGAAUAUUUAUUA
Impatiens glandulifera is the source of this 1343-nucleotide messenger RNA. RefSeq names its product protodermal factor 1. Bases 48 to 1142 code for a protein of 364 amino acids. NCBI's taxonomy places the organism in Eukaryota, Viridiplantae, Streptophyta, Magnoliopsida, Ericales, Balsaminaceae. The record is from RefSeq and is a predicted model, not a curated record. The transcript has 3 exons.